Messenger RNA from Cololabis saira (Pacific saury), 1457 nucleotides. Its product is annotated as phosphoinositide-interacting protein-like. The coding region runs from base 149 to 562 and encodes 137 amino acids. The record is from RefSeq and is a predicted model, not a curated record. The transcript is spliced from 2 exons. Gene Ontology annotation, biological process: positive regulation of cation channel activity; phosphatidylinositol-mediated signaling. Gene Ontology annotation, molecular function: transmembrane transporter binding; phosphatidylinositol bisphosphate binding. NCBI's taxonomy places the organism in Eukaryota, Metazoa, Chordata, Actinopteri, Beloniformes, Belonidae.
ACCGAGCAUCUCGUUGGGGGAACGCCACCGAAUUUCAGGGGCCACAACCGUCCGACGGGGUCCGGGGGGGUCAAUGGAAAUCCCCGCCGCCCCGGAUGCAGCAUCAGGACGGACCGCUGGCGAUGCUGAACGAUGAGCCCCGGAGGUCAUGUCAGGCCCGGAGAACAUCCCCCUGGGGGAGUGCCCGCUGUCCCAGUCCCGGGACCAGCUGACCCCGCCGAGCCACACGGCCAGCACCGUGUUCAGCCUGUCCCGCAGCGAGUCCCUGUGGACCACGGACGCCAGCGGCGCCGGCGCCGGCCGCUGCGACGUCUUCUGGUUCCCCAUCCACCUCAUGUCCACCGGCGGCGGCUUCCUGGUGUGCGGCGUGGUGAUCAGCGCGCUGUACUUCGCCGGCCAGUGCCGGCCCGUCACCAACAUCCUGGGCCCGGCGCUGCUGUCCAUCGGCCUGAUGGUGUUCGUGGUGGGCGUGGUCCUCAUCCCCAUCACCCAGGAGAACAGGAAGCGCUCCACCAUCAAGAGACCGCUCAGCUACCACCGGCCGCCGGCGUUCAACCUGUGACCAACGCCGGGCUUUUGGAUGUUUUGGAAAAUCUUCCCAGCUUUUACCGAAGCUUCUGUCUCCAGCAUGGGAUUCUCUCCAGGAUGUAAUUAUUGCAAGACCCAGCGCGGCGGCGUUUAAAUGUCGACCAGGUUUUGACGACGCCGCCGCGGUCGUAACUGUGCAUGGCAUGAGCUGUUGAUACGAGCACGAGGACACAAAUUCACCGGCGAUCCAGAGCUGCAGAUACAGAGCGAAGGGUCCUUUUUUUUUUUCUUGUCUGCAUAUAUAUUAAUGGUUAAUACCAUGUUGGUAAGAACCUAAGGCAAAUAUAUAUAUAUACACGAAUCCGGCGACCGGUUUGUGUGUGCCGCCAUCUUGCGGCGGCGCCAUUGCUGCGGUGGCAGGUGUCAAUCUGCCACCGCAGCAAUGUUAUUGUAACCUGACGCUCUACAGCAUCAUUAUAGCUGGAUUGAUGAUGUUAGACAGUGGCCUUCCAUAAAUAAUGAAGGUAUCUUAAAUUAAUGCUGAUGUUAAUUUAUAAAUAAUGAUUUGUUUGAGCGAUAAGCAGGAAAGAAUAGAGGAAUAGGGAGAUAAGGGAGUGUAUGAUUAAACACUGUAAUAUAGCAUACGUUACGUGUGACGUUAGCAGCGCGAAAUGUAAUCAUUAUGGAAAGGCUACGUGAUUAAAAAAAACAACAACAACACCUGUUUAUGUUUUGUUUUAUUUUAGGUAUGCAAGAAUAUUUUAUUGAUCGCCUGGCGUCCGAUGACCAAAAAAAACGCAAUUACAGGUCUCUAAUUGAAGGGCAGAACUAUCUCAGCUCCGGAUGAUACAGAAUACAUACAUACAUAACCCCAAUCUUUAGAUAAAACUAGUUUGUUGAGGAAAAAAUAUCAACUCUAUUUGUAGCUG